CGGCAGGUGCUUGAGGACUCCGGCCCCGCCGGGCCCGGCAAUGGAGUUUCCGGACCUCGGGGCUCACUGUUCCGAGCCAAGCUGUCAGCGCUUGGAUUUCCUGCCGCUCAAGUGUGAUGCCUGCUCAGGCAUCUUCUGUGCAGACCAUGUGGCCUACGCCCAGCACCACUGUGGCUCCGCUUACCAGAAGGAUAUUCAGGUCCCCGUGUGCCCCCUCUGUAAUGUCCCGGUGCCUGUGGCCAGAGGGGAGCCCCCAGACCGCGCUGUGGGGGAGCACAUUGACAGGGACUGUCGCUCUGAUCCAGCACAGCAGAAACGGAAGAUUUUCACCAAUAAAUGCGAGCGGCCUGGCUGCCGGCAGCGCGAGAUGAUGAAACUCACCUGUGAACGCUGUGGUCGUAAUUUCUGCAUCAAGCACCGACACCCACUGGACCAUGACUGCUCCGGGCAGAGCCAUCCGACCAGCCGGGCGGGACUGGCUGCCAUCUCCAGAGCACAGAGCCUGGCCGCUUCUGCUGCCAGUGCCGUCUCCAGCCCCAGCAGGACCUUGCCUUCCUCUACACCCAGCAGAGCUACAACGACUCAGUCUCCAUCCAGGGCGGUCCCUCCCCCAGUGAUCACUUUGCAGAAUGGCUUGACCGAGGAUGAAGCCUUACAGCAGGCCUUGGCCUUGUCCCUGGCAGAGGCCAAACCCCAGGUGCCCAGUUCUCAGGAGGAAGAAGACUUGGCGCUAGCACAAGCACUGUCAGCCAGCGAAGCUGAAUACCAGCAGCAGCAGGCGCAGAGCCGCAGCUUGAAGCCAUCCAACUGCAGCCUGUGCUAGGGCCUUGGGCUUGGGGAGGGAGGCUCGCCUGAGGAGGACUGUGACCCUCACACCUCUAGGGUCCACAGAGAGAGGACAAGGCCCAGAGCGGCCUGGAGCACACGGAGAAGCAAGAGUGAUGUGGAGGCCUCCACCUGGGGGGCACGAGGAGGAGCUGGUCCAGCUGAGCCUGUGGAGGGCCCUGCCAGCUCUCUGGAGGUGUGGGGGGGAUGGACAGCGUGCAAAGAAGCAUUCCCUGGUUGAGGUGGCAGUGGGUGCUGAGAGGUGUUGCUCUGGGCACCCCCCACCCCACUGAAUGUUAUCCCCCUAACCCUGAGGCUUCCCCCAUGUGUAGCGGGCAGGGAAGAGUCCGCAACAAAUAAAGAAUGUGGCAUUCCA
Messenger RNA from Ochotona curzoniae (black-lipped pika), 1201 nucleotides. It is a transcript of the gene ZFAND2B, whose product is annotated as zinc finger AN1-type containing 2B. Gene Ontology annotation, cellular component: endoplasmic reticulum; cytoplasm. NCBI's taxonomy places the organism in Eukaryota, Metazoa, Chordata, Mammalia, Lagomorpha, Ochotonidae. The coding region runs from base 41 to 823 and encodes 260 amino acids. The record is from RefSeq and is a predicted model, not a curated record. Gene Ontology annotation, biological process: proteasome-mediated ubiquitin-dependent protein catabolic process; protein targeting to ER. Gene Ontology annotation, molecular function: zinc ion binding. The transcript is spliced from 10 exons.